Ruditapes philippinarum (Manila clam) is the source of this 504-nucleotide messenger RNA. RefSeq lists its product as uncharacterized. The transcript has a single exon. The record is from RefSeq and is a predicted model, not a curated record. Lineage: Eukaryota; Metazoa; Mollusca; Bivalvia; Venerida; Veneridae. Bases 1 to 504 code for a protein of 167 amino acids.
AUGGUCGAAGAAAAAGUUGAAAGUACAGAUUUCAAUGUUGGUAUUGUUACAUCCAAAAUAGCCGAUCUUGAAGACAGAAACAAAAAACUCAACGAUGACCUUGUUUACAUUCAAUCUCAAUCAAGGAGGAAUAACCUAGUAUUUACAAACAUUGAUGAGGCCCCAACGGGAAAUAAUGAAGACUUAACAAGUGAUAAGAAUUUUCUGACAGAUAAAAUGAAAAUAGCAAAUGAUUUAGUUAAAGAAAUGGAAUUUGAAAGAGUGCACAGAAUAGGAAAUCAUGGUAGAAAUGGCAAGCCUAGAAAUAUCGUCGCCAAAUUUAAUUUAUUUAAAGAGAGGGAACUUGUAAAGAAUACCGAUUGUUAUGUGAACGAACAAUUUCCAAAAGAGGUUAUCGACAAGAGGAAAGAACUACUGCCAAAAUUGAAAGAAACUAGGCAGAAAGGUAUUAAAGCAUGGCUGUCAUAUGAUACUUUGUACAUUGAUGGAAAGGCUCAGAAAUAG